AUGGAGAAAACCGAGCAACAAUCAGGUCGACCAGAAGAAAAAAGAUCCAUUUGUAAGAGCCGAACUUCCAACCGAGCAGCCACGCCGGAGACAAGUUUGGUCAACAUAUUGGUCGUUGUCACAGCUUGUCUCGGCGGCUUCGUCUAUGGAUUCGCCGCCAAUACUCUUUCGGAAUCACUUUCGCAACCGACCUUCAUAACCAAAUUUUUGACCACGCCAGAUCAAGCCUCCCUUCAGGAUGGCAUGCUCGGAGGGUUUCUCGGUGGUGCCCUGCUAGGUGUGCUGGCCCAAGCUCCAUUGUCCAACAAGUUUGGCCGACGAGUUGCCAACGCCGCAGGCGGUAUAAUCUUGACUGUCUCCGGGGCAAUACAGGCAGGGUCAGUCAACGCCGGUAUGUUCAUCGCUGGGCGUGUUAUUUGUGGCGUUGGCUCGGGUAUGAUUUUCGCGAAUACUCCUGUGUAUAUGAGUGAAGUCUCUCCACCUCAUACCCGUGGUCUGCUAGUCGGUUUACACGGGGUCGGGGUGGUGACCGCAUACAUUCUGGCUGCCGUGUGUGCUCUCGCAUUCAGUUUUGUUGAGAACGCUAUUCAAUGGCGUCUGAUCUUCAUCGUUCUCACCGCAAUCAGUGUUAUCUAUCUGGCUACCCUCUAUUUUAUUCCCGAAUCCCCUCGCUGGCUCAUGGAAGUGAAUCGCAACGCAGAGGCUGAGCGCGUUCUGGAAUAUUUGCACCGUACAAAGCGGGACCCAAGAGCAACAUUUGCUCAUGCAGAGGCACAGCAGAUCAAGGCGCAAGUGGAGAUCGAGAGGAACUCCCCAAGUGGUUUUAUCUAUAUCUUUCGCACACCAUCCCACCGAAAGCGAGCGUUCUGCUCCAUUCUCUUGUGGGUGAUGGGCCAAGCCACAGGCAUCACCACGAUUGGCAACUUGAUCCCUACCCUUCUCGGUGCUCUUGGAUUUGGCACCACGAUGCAAUUGGGCCUCGGGGUUGUGUGGGCCGUUUGUGCUGUCAUCGGGUGUGGAUUUAACGUUUUACUUUUGGACCGAGUUGGACGUGUUCGUCUUCUGGUGGUCGGUGGCUUUGGUUGCGCUGCCAUUAUUGGGAUGAUGGCUGCGCUUCAGAAAUGCUACGCCAACACUACAUUUAUGCCAGGUAUAAAUGCGGCCUGCACUGCAUACGUAUAUGGCUCCGAGAUCUGGCCCACGCAUCUACGCAGUGAAGGGGCUACCAUUGUAUAUGCUAGCUUCUUUGCCAAUGCGGUGGCUUACGCUGCACCAGUCUCUGUCGCAUUGGAGAGUAUCGGGUGGAAGUUCUUCAUGGUGUUUGUCGCAGUUCCCACCGUCGUGACAGCAUUCAUUGCGUUAUAUUUCCCUGAGACCAUGGGUCUCAGUCUCGAGGAAAUCAACUCCAAGUUCGGCGAUCGUGUGGAGAUGGAUUUGCAAGACGCCUUGGGUAUCAAUACUGGUAGCAGCUCGGAGCCGAGCAGCGUCUAG
Penicillium salamii is the source of this 1491-nucleotide messenger RNA. The record is from the annotation of a GenBank genome assembly. NCBI's taxonomy places the organism in Eukaryota, Fungi, Ascomycota, Eurotiomycetes, Eurotiales, Aspergillaceae.